AUGGCCUUCACACUUGAAGAACGAAGUGAUGCAGAGGCUGCUCCAGGGAAGAAGAAAAGGAAAGAGAGGGUGAAGAAGACAAUUGCUCGUGCCAUUGGAAGACCCUCCAUGAUUGAUGAUGAUGAUGAUGAUGAUGAGGAACCAGAAGCUGAUGCACCUCCACCAAAGACUCAGAAGCUCAUGGCUGAUGCUAUGAAGUCUGCUGCCCCCUCCAAGCCCAAGUCCAAGAAUAGAGCACCUGCUCCAAAGAGAUCUACCAGAAACAUAUCUGCUGCUGAGAGGAACAAGGCCCCAAUGCCUGAAGUUGAGAUUGAUGAUGAGCCACUAGUGCUUAGGAAGCUCAAGCCCAAGAUCCCAGACCAUGACAACUCCCAUCCUGUAGCUGAGAACAUGAUGCUCAUGAAAGACAAGGGUCUGCGAGAGUGGAGGAAAGUUGACCCCUAUUCAGUUAGGAGGAGGACUACGUCUGAUUACCGCUUUCACACCAGAGAACAGCAAGAUUCCCAUGAGACUGGUUUGCUUGAUAAGAAGCUCAUCGUUAGUGACAUGAAGUGGGUGGACUGGAAAUACAAUGAUGAAAAUGAAGAAUAUUUCCCCCACGUUCAUGAGUGUUUCAAGAGUGCCAGAGUUGAUGAUUUUGUUGGCAGGAAGCUCACCAAGUGGAAUGACGAGAUGAUCAUGCAAUUCUAUUCCACAACUCAUUUCUAUCCUGAUGGAAAGAUUGUAUGGAUGACUGAGGUACCUGCAGGCAAGCUCUUGGGCUUCCUGGUUUCAAACAGAGGCAUUGAAGCUAAUCCGGAGAAGAUCAAGGCAAUUACCUAUUUGGCUAAACCGGCGUGCAUUAAUGAUGUUCAGCGAUUGGCGGGUCGUGUUGCCGCUUUAAGCCGGUUCAUAAGCCAUGAUGCUGCUAACACUGCCUUUGAAGAUUUAAAGAGACAGUUGUCUGAGCCACCGGUUCUUGCGGCUCCCAUUGAUAGAGAGCCGCUGUUGUUAUAUGUGGCUGCUAACUCGCGGGCCGUCAGUGUUGCCAUCAUGGUGGAACGCAAGGAGGCAGGCAAG
Molecule: messenger RNA, 1059 nt
Organism: Triticum aestivum (bread wheat)
Lineage: Eukaryota; Viridiplantae; Streptophyta; Magnoliopsida; Poales; Poaceae
Exons: 3
Source: RefSeq, a predicted model, not a curated record